AUGCAGCCCCCAAGCAAUCUGCCCAAAGGGUUCGAUUCUAUCGAAUCCACCAUCGAAGCCUUCCGCAAUGGCGAGUUCAUUGUGGUGCUCGACUCUCAAGAUCGUGAGAAUGAAGGCGACCUAAUCAUCGCCGCCGAGGAUGUCACCACCGAGAAGAUGGCGUUCAUGGUCCGCUACACCAGUGGCCUCAUCUGUGCGCCCCUCACCUCUCAACUCGCCGCUAGAUUGGCACUACCGCAGAUGGUCGUGGACAAUGAAGAUCCCAAUCGCACCGCGUACACCAUCUCGAUCGACGCGAAUCACGAGAGCGUCAGCACUGGCAUCUCAGCCCAUGACCGUGCUCUGACCUGUCGCACUCUCGCCAGCAAGAAAGCCACCGUCGACAGCUUCCGCCGACCCGGCCACGUCUUCCCGCUCCGCGCCAGGGAUGGAGGGGUGUUGGAGAGAACGGGCCACACCGAAGCAGCGGUGGAAUUCUGUCGCCUGGCGGGCAAGGCCCAGGUUGGCGUCAUCUGCGAGAUGGUCGACGAUGGCGCGCCGGUCCCGGGACAGACUGCUAUGCGCGAACCCGGCAUGAUGAGACGCGAUGCAUGUCUGGAGUUUGGCCGGAAGUGGGGACUGAAGGUUUGUACCAUUGAAGACCUCGUCGACUAUGUGCAGAAGGAGAAGAUGGUGCAGAAUGGCAGUGGGCAUGUGACGAACGGGGUGAACGGGUACCACUGA
Molecule: messenger RNA, 723 nt
Organism: Fonsecaea erecta
Lineage: Eukaryota; Fungi; Ascomycota; Eurotiomycetes; Chaetothyriales; Herpotrichiellaceae
Product: 3,4-dihydroxy-2-butanone-4-phosphate synthase
Exons: 1
Coding region: 1-723 (240 amino acids)
Biological process (GO): riboflavin biosynthetic process; aerobic respiration
Cellular component (GO): cytosol; mitochondrial intermembrane space
Molecular function (GO): 3,4-dihydroxy-2-butanone-4-phosphate synthase activity
Source: RefSeq, a predicted model, not a curated record